UCAUUCAGCGAAGAUGGCGAGCGGAGGAGUGUCGGUGGCUUCGCUGUGGACCGAAGUCAACCGCUGCGGACAGAAUGGAGACUUUACGAGAGCGCUGAAAGCUCUCACUAAAAUUUUGCACGAGAACAGGGAUGAUGUGACGGCCCUUCACUGUAAAAUAGUUUGCCUUAUUCAGAAUGGCAGCUUCAAAGAGGCGCUGAAUGUCAUGAACACCCAUUCAAAAGUGCUCGGCAGUGAGGUUGUGUUUGAGAAGGCGUACUGCGAGUAUCGGCUGAACAGAGUGGAAAGUGCCCUGAAGACCAUCGAAGGUGCUCCCGAACAAUCAGACAAACUAAAGGAGCUCUAUGGACAAGUGUUAUACAGACUAGAGCGCUAUGAUGAAUGCAAAUCAGUCUACACAGAUCUGAUCAGGAAUUCUCAGGAUGAUUAUGAGGAGGAGAGAAAGACAAACCUUGCUGCUGUGGUGGCGUCUAUGAGUCAGUGGGAGAAAGCUCCACCAGAAGAUCUUGGUCUCCCUGAGACAACAUAUGAGCUGUGCUACAACGCUGCUUGCGCUCUGAUUGGCCAAGGACAGCUAACAGAGGCUCUCAAUAAACUACAACAAGCAGAGGAACUUUGCAGAAUUUCUUUGGCAGAUGAUUCGGAUGUAACUGAGGAGGACAUUGAGUCUGAGCUGGCGGUCAUUCACUCUCAGAUGGCGUACGUUAUGCAGUUACAAGGUCGGACAGAUGAGGCACUGCAGCUCUACAACCAGGUCAUCAAGCUCAAGCCCUCAGAUGUGGGGCUGCUUGCUGUGACUGCAAACAAUAUAAUUACAAUAAACAAGGACCAAAACGUGUUUGACUCAAAGAAGAAGGUAAAACUGACAAACGCUGAGGGUGUGGAAUACAAACUGGCAAAGAAGCAGCUGCAGGCCAUCGACCUCAACAAAGCCCUGCUGGCGAUGUACACCAACCAGGCCGACCAGUGCAGAAAACUGUCCUCCAGUCUUCAGUCUCAGAACCCAGGUCAUCCCCGUCCAGUCCUUAUCCAAGUUGCUCAGCUGUGCAGAGAAAAGCAGCACGGCAGAGCCAUUGAGCUACUACAGCAAUUCUCAGAUCAACAUCCGGAGAGUGCCUCUGGCAUCAAACUGACAAUGGCACAACUCUAUUUAGUACAAGGUCAUGUAACAAAAGCGUGUGAUGUGCUAAGGUCCAUUGAAGAGUUCAAGCACAAAUCAGGGAUGGUUUCAGCUCUUGUUACAUUAUACACCCAUGAAGAAGACAUCGACAGCGCAAUUGACGUUUUCAAACAAGCUAUCGAGCACUACCAGUCUGAACAGCCCGGGUCUGCUGCACACUUGGCACUGGUACGAGAAGCUGCCAAUUUCAAACUAAAGUACGGAAGGAAAAAAGAAGCCAUUAGUGAUCUGGAGCAGCUGUGGAAGCAAAACACCAACGACAUCCACACGCUUGCACAACUCAUCUCUGCUUAUUCCCUGGUGGACACGGAUAAAGCCAAAUCCCUCAGCAAGCACCUUCCAUCAGCAGACACAAUGGCCUUCAACGUAGACGUGGACGAGCUAGAGAACUCUCAUGGAGCGACCUACGUUAGGAAAAAAGCAGCUAAGGUCACAGGAGACAACCUCCCCAAAGAACAAGGCCAAGGCGAAAUAAAAAAGAAGAAGAAGAAAAAGAAAGGCAAACUGCCCAAAAACUACGACCCAAAAGCAACUCCUGACCCCGAGAGGUGGCUUCCCAUGAGGGAGCGUUCGUACUACAGAGGCAAGAAGAAGGGGAAGAAGAAGGAGCAGAUCGGUAAAGGCACACAAGGAGCAACUGCAGGAGCUUCAGCUGAACUGGAUGCCAGUAAGACAGCAAGCAGUCCUCCUACCUCCCCGAGACCAGGGUCAGCAUCCGGCUCAUCUGCAGCCCCCGCCAGCAACGUGGUCCCUCCCCGACAGCAGAAACCUGCAGCCUCAGGGGCCACACGCAAGAAGGCACCACAGAAGAAGAAGAAGGGAGGAAAAGGAGGCUGGUAGUUCGGAGGGAAGCAACACAGGAAGGAGAAAAGGGGCCACGGGAUCCACUGAUGUCAGUGUGGAUGAGACAAAAAGCAAUCAUAAGCUUUUCUCUUUUUCACGUUUCAAGAUUUAAUUUUGUUUUUUAUUCUGCCCGUUCGUUUAAAUGUAAAACCAAAAGCUCCCCUUUGCUCCUCUUUGUCAUUAAUUUGUGGUGUUUUUUUAAGGACAUUUUAGAGGAUAUUUAAAGGACAGUUCCACUAAAUUAAACGUUUUGUUGCCCUGCAGGAGAAAAAUGAUUUAAAAGGUUUAUGUCAAUAAGAGGUUUUUCAAAAAGCGUUCAAUAUUUGUUGGUUUUUAAUUACAGAAUUUGCAGGCAAACUCCUGCUUUAUUGGACUUAAAUAUUGGCUGCCAGUGUUUUUGUGCAAUUUAGACAGUGCCAGAGUUGUCUUGCUAUUUUCAAUGGAUUUCUUUCUCUCCUGUGCACCUGUCUUAUGAAAUGCAUGUAUUUUUUUAAAGCUUUGGUACUUUUUGAUACUGUUGAUCAUUUAUUUACCAGAGAUUGUAUCAUUUUAAAACACAUUGUAUCAAAAAGUAGCAAAGUAUUUAACUUUCUGACAGCUUUAGGUAAGGAUGAUGGAUUUAAGAUUGAUGUCCUUAUAGUCACCAGGUGUACCUGGCUGUAUUGUCUGCCAAAUGUUUUGUAGAUUUUCAUGUAUACGUCAUGUUCAAACACAUCUGUAAAUUUCCACUUUAAAAUGACAGAUAAAUGAGAUGUAGAUCCUGAAAAUUUUGUAGAAUUUUACAUUAUCAUCUCAACAUUAGCACACAUGAUUCUCUGUCGACUCUAUUUAAUAUUCUUUGUAUUAAUACUUGUUAAAACAAUGUAUUAGUUCAGUAGUUCAGGGCAGAUUUUGAAACAAGCUUUUGCAGAGUAACUGGAAGCCUAAUUUGGGGGGAAUUGUCCUUUAACUCGUCUUUGGGUCAGAGUAUCAUGGCGUAAUUUUUGCAUCCUGUCUCCUUAAACUGUUCUUGUACUUUAAAUCAGCUGCAAAAAUGCAAUGUUAGAGAGCUAUUUAUUUUUUAAUCCCUCCCUGUGUUGGUCUGAAUUCAAGCAAAAUAAUUUUAAUUCUUUAAAUUUGUCUGAUGCAUGUGUCAGAAAAAAAAAGGAAAGAGAUCAAACAUGUGUCCCGUUUUGUUCAGUCUUAAUAAAACUCACUACAGCAACUAGUGA
This is a messenger RNA of Cheilinus undulatus (humphead wrasse), 3234 nucleotides long. It is a transcript of the gene srp72, whose product is annotated as signal recognition particle 72. Gene Ontology annotation, molecular function: 7S RNA binding; ribosome binding; protein binding. Gene Ontology annotation, biological process: SRP-dependent cotranslational protein targeting to membrane. Gene Ontology annotation, cellular component: signal recognition particle, endoplasmic reticulum targeting. The transcript is spliced from 19 exons. The record is from RefSeq and is a predicted model, not a curated record. Bases 14 to 2020 code for a protein of 668 amino acids. NCBI's taxonomy places the organism in Eukaryota, Metazoa, Chordata, Actinopteri, Labriformes, Labridae.